This is a messenger RNA of Aplysia californica (California sea hare), 886 nucleotides long. RefSeq lists its product as uncharacterized. The record is from RefSeq and is a predicted model, not a curated record. Lineage: Eukaryota; Metazoa; Mollusca; Gastropoda; Aplysiida; Aplysiidae.
CGUAUCAGGCUCCGACCAGCGCCUGUCCUAUGCCAGGCAUCUAUGACUAUGUGCACAAGGGGUCGGACUGCACCGGACAACUGGACAUUGGAUGCUCAAGGGAUUCCGAGAUAGUUGUGGACGGCCGCUGUCCUGGAGGAGAAUCGGCGGACGUGCUCCAAUGUUAUGCCAACUGGACAGAGAACGAUCGGGUGUUUCUUAUUGCUGGCCGGGCUGGGGACUUGAGGAAGGCUGCAGACUGCUUGGUGUACAAAGUGACAGCCAAAGGGUACGAGUUGGAAGCAGAUCCAUCGUGUGGCAGCGAGAGGGUUAACGUCAUGGGACGACCCAUAGACUUCAUCGUCAAGUCACCGAGCAAGCCGUGCACCAUGUCCACUACCAAGUCCGCAACGAUCUACCCGGCCCAGUCCCAGGAGUCACGAGACGAGACGGGCAUCUACGACACGCAGCAGCCCGGGAAGAAGAGCGGGCCCUCCUCGGAGGUCAUCGAGACGCCACCCAGGAACAAAAAUCCGAACGGCGUUAUCGGCAGACGGUCGGGGGUGACCAUGUGUAGCCUCGCCUUUCUGUCGCUGAGCUUUGUCAUGGCGACGACCAUGACCUUGACAAGGUGAUACCGCCUCGUCCAUGAUGCUAACGCGGUUUGAUUUUUUAAAAUAAGAAAUAUGGUUUUGAUUAUAACCAUGGUCAACCCCGCCCACAUCCCCCACCCACCGCCCCCUUUUCUACAAGGCUGGGUGAGGGUGAGGGGGGGAUGUUGAGGCGGGUCCAUUGUUGUGAGAGGAUGUGAUGGUUCUUAUUCACAAAGCGAGAUUUUGGGGGGCUGGACGCAUAGAUAGAGACCAGUGCUGGUGCUGGUGUCUCGGCCUCACUUUAUGGGUGUGCU